Molecule: messenger RNA, 954 nt
Organism: Cladocopium goreaui
Lineage: Eukaryota; Dinophyceae; Suessiales; Symbiodiniaceae
Source: the annotation of a GenBank genome assembly
AUGUUUGCCUCGGUGUGCAACCUCUUUGGGCGGAGCCUCUUCGUGACAGUUGCUGCUCCACUGGUGCUCCUCGGGUCGCUACUCAACCAGGUCUCUAUUGAACUGGAGAUCCAGAGUGUGCAGAAUUUGAGAUACGCAGUGGAAGAGUCAAGCGUCGCUGCUGGAUCAGAAGAGGAGGCUGCCCGCGAUGUGGGUGAAGCCGCCUUGGACCAGACGGAGGCUGAGCUCCUGGAGGACGAAGCCAAGAGUCUCAACGCGGAGAACACGGCGGCAGCUGCCCAGGGGGCCCAGGCAGAGGCUGGAGCGGAACUAGAAGCGGCCGAGGAGGAGCGCGUCUCUGAGCUCUCCGAGCAGGUGGAGAGCCUGGCCUCCGAAGUCGCCGAGAACCUCCCCAAGCUGCCUGCCGCCGCGGAAGCCGCGGCGGCUUCGGGCGGCCUGGAUGCGGCCGGCGAGGCUGCUGUAGACGCAGUAGCAGCAACUGCCACUGGUGUGGCAGCCCCUACCGUGGGCGCAGAUGCGGUCCUUGCUGGGGUCGCCGGCACCGUGGCGGUUGAAGGGCCCAAAGUGGUCGCCGCUGCAGAGGAAGAGUGGGCUUUAGGCUCCACCGAGCUUCAAGCAGCCAAUGAUGAACGACUAGCAGUUGAGAAGGAGGUCCAAGCCGGAGCACUCGAGGGCGAUGUCCCAGUGCUACAAGCCAGUGCUUUGGGUGCAGAGGAGGCCGCCUAUGGCAGCUUCAUGACAGCUGCGGCAUAUCUCACUGCGGCCACCGGGGCUCAGCUUCUGGCGUUGGUGAUGCAGGUGCCAGUACUGGCAGUCUUUGCGAGCCAGUGGCUGUUGGACCUGCGCGUCAAUGUGCGGGGCAAGUUGGACAGCAUUCCAGAGGGUGAUGGUCACUUGUUGGCCGUGGAGCUCUUUUCACAGACUGCUCUGGCUGCGGGCUUAGGUGAACCUUGA